GUGAAAAGCACUCGGAUAUCAAUUGAACGUCAACCAUCCUUUCGUGGGGGAGGGCCCUUUUGUUCGCGACCACAUUUCUCGCUGUGCCCCGGCCAAUUCGGACAUCUCCACUCUCUCCUGAUCGCCUGCCCUGAAUACGAUCAGCCAUGCUAUCAUCUGCGAGGACAGGGGUCUCGCUGGCGCUCCGAGCCAAGCCGACGUCGCAUCUCGUAACCUACCGUGCCGUCGCCGCCAUAUCGUCCUCGUCACGCAAUGACGCCUCGAGCGCCGUGCAAUCACAUGGAGGAUACGGCAUCGCCAAGCGCGAGCGCAAGGAGGUUCCCCUUCCCAGCCAGGAAGGCACCAAGGGAGUGGUUCAAUAUGCGCUCACGACCCUGGAUCAGAUCACCAACUGGGCGCGGCAGUCGUCGCUGUGGCCCAUGACGUUCGGGCUGGCGUGCUGCGCCGUCGAGAUGAUGCACCUGUCGACGCCGCGGUACGAUCAAGAUCGCCUCGGGAUCAUCUUCCGCGCGUCGCCGCGCCAGUCGGACGUCAUGAUUGUGGCGGGUACUCUGACUAACAAGAUGGCGCCGGCGCUGCGACAGGUGUACGACCAGAUGCCCGAGCCGCGGUGGGUCAUCAGCAUGGGGUCCUGCGCCAAUGGCGGCGGCUACUACCACUACAGCUACAGCGUGGUGCGCGGUUGCGACCGCAUCGUGCCCGUCGACGUCUACGUCCCCGGCUGCCCCCCCACCAGCGAGGCCCUCAUGUACGGUAUCUUCCAGCUGCAGCGCAAGAUGCGGAAUACAAAGAUCACGAGAAUGUGGUAUCGCAAAUGAUCGAAUUCGAAGAGAAUGGGGUGGGAUAAACGUGGACCUGAGAGGCGUAAGAGAUAUGUUUGCAUAUAUCUUGCAUCGAGCCGUUACUAGUCCAUUCGGUAUUGUCUGUGGGCUCUUGCUAGGUGGUGGUGUUAGAGACAGUGAGAUGGGGCGUGGAUACAGACUGAGAUACAACGCUAGCAAAGAAGAAAGGAACCGCUUCGUUGUAUUCUGACGACUCAUGUACAUAUUUCCUAGAAUACAUCUGCGCAGUCGCAGGAAUUCAACUAGCGGGUUGUACAGUUUUCUUGGCCUAGUUCUGAUGGGCAUUCUGGCUCUUUUGCUUGUACGAAAGGUUGCUUAUUCAAAGAAUAUUUGGGAGACUCGGGUAUAUGUCUAGUUCAUUGACUGAAUGCAAUU
Lasiosphaeria miniovina is the source of this 1217-nucleotide messenger RNA. RefSeq lists its product as uncharacterized. Gene Ontology annotation, molecular function: 4 iron, 4 sulfur cluster binding; quinone binding; NADH dehydrogenase (ubiquinone) activity. The coding region runs from base 147 to 818 and encodes 223 amino acids. The record is from RefSeq and is a predicted model, not a curated record. The transcript is spliced from 3 exons. Gene Ontology annotation, biological process: mitochondrial respiratory chain complex I assembly; electron transport coupled proton transport; aerobic respiration. NCBI's taxonomy places the organism in Eukaryota, Fungi, Ascomycota, Sordariomycetes, Sordariales, Lasiosphaeriaceae.